AUGGGAAGACUUCUGAAAAAGUUUCAAAAAGGCUCGGCUACCACCUAUAUUAGUCGUACGAAGGCCCUUAAGAAGUUGCGACUAUCUCUGAAGGACUUUCGGCGGUUAUGCAUCAUCAAAGGAAUUUACCCACAUGAGCCGCACCACCCGAAGAAGGUUAACAAAGGUAGCACUGCAGUGAACACUUGGUAUUUCGCUAAGGAUAUCGCGUUCCUGCAGCAUGAACCUAUCAUCUCAGCAUUCCGGCAGUACAAGGUGUACUUGCGGAAGCUGAAAAAGGCCAUCACCCUUAGGCAACGUGACACGGAGCAAAAGUUACGUGAGGCAAGGCCGUUGUAUCGUGUGGAUCACAUAGUAAAAGAAAGAUAUCCUUCUUUCAUAGACGCUCUGCGGGAUCUAGAAGAUCCGUUGUGCAUGUGUUUUUUGUUCGCUAAAAUGCCCAAGACCCAUCGAGUCAAUGAAGAUAUGACUCAUCUUUGUAGGCGUCUCACAGUCGAGUUCAUGCAUUACAUCAUUUCACAGAAGGCGCUGCGUAAAGUGUUCAUAUCGAUCAAAGGAAUUUACUAUCAAGUGGAAAUAAUGGGUCAAAAGAUCACGUGGAUCGUACCUCACGAAAGGCGUAUAAGUGUUGUGAACGACGUCGAUUUCAGCAUCAUGUCGUCCUUCCUUGAAUUUUAUUGCACUUUGUUGGGCUUCGUUAAUUUUCGGCUCUACCUAGAAAUCGGACUGCAUUAUCCUCCACAGUUGUGUUCCGCGAACGAAAAGGAUACAAAAUCAUACUCCACAGAUGAUGAAGCUUACAUGGAACGUAUAAACGUCUUGACUCAGUCGCUUGUUAGGAUGUACGAUCCCAAUGCCGAUGGCGACGACGUCAAAAUCGAUGAGUUUAAACCAGAACCUGGCGAUGCGGGUCCCAUGGAAAAAGCGCUAGAAGAACAGAAGAAAGUCGAACGACUGCAAAAGCUGUUUUCCAAUUGCAAGUUCUUUUUGAAUCGUGAAGUGCCGCAUGAAUCAGUCACUUUCGUCAUAAGAUCAUGUGGCGGACAAGUUUCUUGGGACGAAUCGACCGACUACGGAUCUACCUAUCAGGAAGAUGAUCCUACAAUAACUCAUCAGAUCGUGGACCGGCCAAAAGUGACAAAAAAAUAUUUAACAAGAAUCUAUAUACAGCCUCAGUGGGUGUACGACUGUGUGAAUAACGCUUUGUUGCUGCCCCCACAGGACUACUUCCCUGAAUGCCGGUUGCCGCCUCAUUUGUCACCAUUCGUCGAGGAAUCAGAAACCGACUAUAUACCGGAAGAGAAAGUGAAGCUGUUGAAAUUGCAGGGAAGAAAUGUGAUUAAUUUGCCAAAGUUGGAGAACGCCAGAUCUCUUCUGAAUGAUCCUUCAUCAGCGUCCACAUCUAAAAAACGGAAGAAAGAAAAGAAGCCGUUGACGGAGCUGGGAAAGCGCCCUGUCUCUAACGAAGCAGACGUUAAACCGGAUUCCGUCGCGGAUAUGCAGGUGAAGCCCGGCGUUGUCAAGCGACUGAACGCGCAUCAACAAAUUGAAGCAAUGGCAGAGGAGAAGAAGCUGCAGGAGAUGAUGAUAGCCAAGAAAUACAAACGUCUUUAUCGCAAACUGAAAUACGACCAAAAGGAAAAGCGCAAGGAGUUCAACAAUCUCCUGCGGAAAAAAUACGCAUUAAAAAGUGGAGUUUUGACUGACAACGCUGGAAAGAGAAUUAAUUAG
Molecule: messenger RNA, 1731 nt
Organism: Soboliphyme baturini
Lineage: Eukaryota; Metazoa; Nematoda; Enoplea; Dioctophymatida; Soboliphymatidae
Source: the annotation of a GenBank genome assembly